CGUCUCCGCGUUCGUAGCUGUUCCGGUCGAUAGAAAAAGACCUACGCAGCCCAUCAGCGACGGGGAACUCUGCGAUCUGCCGUCGACGGCGAAGGCCAAUGAUGGCCGGAGGCUCAGCCCCCGCUCACUCCUUUCCCAUGGAAGCCGGACACCUCGGCUCCUUCGCCUCCUUCGCCUCCUUCGACCCUGCAGUUCUCUGCUCCAAUCCACCGCCGCCCAUCUGCCUCUCACCCGACCAGCUAAAACAGUGCUCCGAGGCCCUAGCCACCUUCAAGAGGAAGCUCCUGACUCCGGGCAAGAUUGCCCAGGAAUUCGAUCGUAUCCAGGACAUGAGGGUAAGAAAGCUAGACGUGCUAAGAAAAUGUAGAGUUGCUCUUCACGCCGACAAUUUGGCGAAAAAUCGUUAUACAGACAUGAUACCAUAUGACAGCUCAAGGGUUGUACUUAACUUAACUGAAGAGGACAAUCAUUUUAAUGGUGGCUAUAUAAAUGCGAGCUUUAUUACGGCUGGUUUUUCAGAAAAACUCUCAAGGUUUAUUGCUACUCAAGGUCCACUUCCAGAUACCUUUGAGGACUUCUGGGAGAUGGUAAUACAAUAUCGUUGCCCGGCCAUUGUGAUGCUCACUGCAGUGGAUAAUCCAAAGAUGAUGAAAAAGUGUGCUGAUUAUUUUCACGUAGAGAAUGCGACCAGAGAGUUUGGAAAAAUUAUUUUGUCUAACAAAUGGACACAAAGAAGCAAAUCUUCAUUAAUUCUUCGCUGUUUGGAGGUGAAAAAGAAAGAGUCUCAAGAGUCUUCCAUGACUGUUCUGCAUAUUCAAUACGCUGAUUGGCCUGACCAUGGAGUACCUCAAGACACUAUUGUUGUUCGAGAAAUUCUAAAGAGGACAUAUCAUUUUCCUGCUAAUCUUGGUCCUAUCAUUGUGCACUGCAGUGCAGGCAUUGGUCGAACUGGUACAUAUUGUGUGAUUCAUAACACAAUCCAGAGAGUUCUCAUUGGUGAUAUGUCUGCUUUAGAUCUUGCUAAAACUGUUCUUGAUUUUAGAUCACAGCGGAUGGGAAUGGUUCAGACAUUGGAACAAUUCUACUUUUGCUAUGUUGCUGUUGUGGAUGAGUUGGAGGGACUCGUUUCUAAAGCCAACAAUUAGAGUUGCUGAGGAGUUGGAGGGACUUGUUUCUAAAUCCAACUAUCAGGGUUGCUGAAGGUAAUGAUAAUUUUUUAUGAAUAUAUAUGCUCUAUAAAGGCACUUUGGUGCAUAGGAACAAGUAACUAUGUAUUCUAUUGAAGGCAGAGCCCAGGUGGCACUCGGGUUCUUCCUUUUCCUCGCUCGCCCUAUCAUUCCCAAUUUAAACAGGAAAAUCAUAUUAUGUUGUCUCCUGUCAGCCUACCAUUUAUAUAUAGCAUUUCAUCUGUUUGCCUGAAUAGAAAAAGGAACAACUAUAUAAAACAACAUAUGCCAUGGUCUAUUUGAUCUUCAUGUAGUUGUUAUUAAACUUCAUGUUGUACAUGUUAUUCGUUUCUCUGCUACAAAUGUAAGAACUCUCUUU
Molecule: messenger RNA, 1545 nt
Organism: Phalaenopsis equestris
Lineage: Eukaryota; Viridiplantae; Streptophyta; Magnoliopsida; Asparagales; Orchidaceae
Product: protein-tyrosine-phosphatase PTP1
Biological process (GO): protein dephosphorylation
Molecular function (GO): protein tyrosine phosphatase activity
Source: RefSeq, a predicted model, not a curated record